Molecule: messenger RNA, 1065 nt
Organism: Boeremia exigua
Lineage: Eukaryota; Fungi; Ascomycota; Dothideomycetes; Pleosporales; Didymellaceae
Exons: 2
Coding region: 172-783 (203 amino acids)
Source: RefSeq, a predicted model, not a curated record
GAGGUCCUCCUGUUCUUUUCAGCCUUGUGGGCUCCCUCUCGUAACAGCCGUCCUCAGCAGUCCCCUCUUGCAACAGUAAACAGCAUACUUCCAUUUUGUUUCCAUUUUGGAUUCCCGAUAUUUCGACGACACUCGACCUGCUGAAUACAUUGGAACUUACCAGGAACUGUGAUGUCUGUUCGUUCCUACCAAACACUUCUAGCGUUAUGGCUCGAAGGGGUACCAGAUUCGAAAAACGGAGAGGAACGGCGUUUGCUAUCUUCUCCGGCCUUGGAGCCGUGCCAGAUGAAGGAGCAACUCCUCGGAAACACUGACGAUUCGCCGCGGUGCAAGACCGAGCGAAGGCUCGACGACCAUACGGAGAACGAUGAGGACAAUGCAAUGCAUGCCAAAUCCAGCUGGCUGAUUGCGUGUGCCAUCGGGGUAGUCUGGUGCUGCACGAUGCUCCCAGUAACGAGUUAUCGCUCCGACCGAGACCCGCAGGCCAGUGAAUCCAGCAUCAUUAACCAGAUACAGCACCCGACCGCACCGAUAUUUGCCUUGAGUUGCACGAUAUACGGAUACGCGCUGAUCGGCCUAUACCAGCACACUCGCAGAAGUGUGUUUCGAGCACCAUUGCUGAUUAUCAGCAUACUCGCAGCGCUGGGUCUCUGCGCUGUGCAGCGAUGGCAUGUUACUAUACGGCCAAAUAUAGCUGUGCCUGUAGCCGUUGUGGUAGCAAUGGUGCUGUCACGGAUUGCUGAGGGCAUUCGACAGACGUGGAUGGCGUCAAGCCGACACUGAAGAAGUGUGCACUACUUUGACAAUGGAACGCGCAUUCGGAGGUCCUGAGAAACAGUCCGGCUACCGUAGAAGCGCUCUAUCGAGAUGCUGUCGGAUUUUCAGAGCGAUUUGGAUGAAGCGGAUUAUGGUUGUGGUGCUGGGUGUGAGAGCUCCAUUGCUCUUUCCUUCUAUACGAAAAACCAUAGCUUUCAUUUGCAGGCCUUAUCAUUAAAGGCUGGUAGAUGCUAGUUUUUUCUUUUGUACACAAACACUGGCUUUCACUUGCGGUACCUCAUCGGGGGC